Molecule: messenger RNA, 226 nt
Organism: Pelobates cultripes (western spadefoot toad)
Lineage: Eukaryota; Metazoa; Chordata; Amphibia; Anura; Pelobatidae
Source: the annotation of a GenBank genome assembly
AUGCAUUACCAGACUGAUGCAUUGAGAAAUAACCCCAAUACCAUCAGUCCUAUAGGGGUGCUCUAUUAUCCCGGAAGACCCCUAGAAAAUAUUCUUCUAAGGACUGGACAUACAACAGACCACCACAGAACAGGUUACAAUGAGUCACAUAUAACCAACACCAUCAACGAUAUAAACACAGAAAGACAGAGUAUCGAGAUCAAGGAAGAUACCAACAUUAUCCAAG